GCUGAGCCAGGGCGAGAGGAUCCAAGACUUGCAAGUGGCCUUGGGGAAGGCCGUGAAGGAAGCCAACUAUUUGAAGGCUCACUGGAUUCAACAAGAACUGCAACAAAUGGGCGCAGCUGACGCUUCGGUUCCUGCCCCACUUCCAGAGGCCUUUGGGCUUUGGAGUGUGUUUCGCAGCAGCACCAGCCAAGCACUGUGUGGAGGAGUGGCUGGUGCUAGUGCAAUGGCCUUGCAAAUCACUUCGCUGAUGUGGCUUCGGACCAUCAUGAACUACCAGUACCGCUAUGGCAUGACGAUGCGCGAGGCGAUGCGGGACCUGUAUGUGCAGGGCGGCCUCCCGCGCUUUUAUCGCGGCAUCGGGCCUGCCCUGGUGCAGGGGCCAUUGAUGCGCUUCGUCGACUCUUCCGCCAAUGCCGGGGUGUUGGCCUUUUUCCAGAGUGCACAUGCAGAGAAUUGGCCGGUUUGGAUUCAGACCAUUUUUGCGUCCGCCUCCGCCGCAAGCCUCCGCAUCGCGUUGAUGCCUCUGGAUGCCGUGAAGACGGUUCUGCAGGUUGAUGGUCAUCAUGGGCUCGCGCAGCUCUUUGCCCGAUGCCGGGCUGGAGGAUCUUCCGUGCUUUUUCGUGGGGCCAUGGCAUCUUCUGCUGCGACCUUCGUCAGUCACUACCCGUGGUUCACAGUCUUCAACUGCCUCAAUCGCCAGCUGCCCCAGUACGAGAAGCGCUCCCAGCAGCUGCUGCGGAAUGCGGGGAUUGGCUUUUGUGCUUCCGUCUGCUCUGACACUGUGUCCAACUCCCUACGGGUGUUGAAGACGCACCGGCAGACGCACGAUCAGGGCUCCUACCUUGGCAUCGCACAGGCAGUCAUCCGCACGGACGGGGUCACUGGCUUGCUGAGCAGGGGAUUGACCACACGCCGCUUGGGCCAAGAGCGGCCACGCAUGAGAAACCCAAGUGGUUUUGUAGUUGGAGUCUUGCAUUUGCAGGUGUAUUUGCAUGUGAUUUGUGAAUAAUGGAUCUCAGAUAGGCUUCAGAUUCAUCACUGUUUUGGGGAACCUCGUUGCUGGGACUUGGGAUGUUGUUGAACUGUGGAGGUAGUAGUGUGGAACUCCGCUUUCCUCUUGUCACUCGUAGACCCUCAUGGGGCUCAUUACCACCUUCUCAGGGACAGGUUGGAUAGGUGGAAGUUUCCUUUCUUUUGAACAUGGUUGUGUGCUCACGUCACCAAACUCAACCGCGGGUGUGUUGCAGAC
Molecule: messenger RNA, 1249 nt
Organism: Durusdinium trenchii
Lineage: Eukaryota; Dinophyceae; Suessiales; Symbiodiniaceae
Source: the annotation of a GenBank genome assembly